Rhincodon typus (whale shark) is the source of this 4750-nucleotide messenger RNA. RefSeq names its product zinc-binding protein A33-like. The coding region runs from base 3582 to 4727 and encodes 381 amino acids. The record is from RefSeq and is a predicted model, not a curated record. The transcript has 5 exons. Gene Ontology annotation, molecular function: protein binding. Lineage: Eukaryota; Metazoa; Chordata; Chondrichthyes; Orectolobiformes; Rhincodontidae.
GAAUGUGCAAACUCCACACAGACAGUCACCUGAGGGUGGAAUUGAACCCAGGUCCCUGGCACUAUGAGGCAGUAGUGCUAACCACUGAGCCACCAUGCCCUCUUACUGUUAAGAGUUUUCUAAAUUGUCUUCUAUGGAUAUAUACCUUUUCUACAGCUUUGUUUUGUUUUCCUUUGUGUAUUGAACUUGUAUUAUUUUGCUUGUGAAUGUGUUCAAUUAUGAACCACAAUGAUAAUAUCAUAACACUGAUGAGAAGAGUGCCCUGGAAAUUAAGUCCUGUGAUUUUAUGAGUUGUCGUAAAUUUGAAAAGGACCAAUUUAAUCAACAGGGUAAUUAAUUUGCCUUACUGGAACAAUAAUCUAAUAGAAAAGAAACUCACAUUAGAUUACAAUAACAUGCACAAAAAAAGUUUUUAUUAUGGAAAGUGUAUCCUUUAAUUAGUGGCAAAAUGGAUUAAAUGCAAACAAGUGUUGGCCACUUGGCUUUUCAAGCCUGCUCUGCUAUUCAAUAGGAGCUUGGCCGAACUGAUUUUAACCUCAGCUCUACAUUCGUGCAUACCCCGAAUAACCUUUCAUCCUCUUAGUAAUCAAGAAUAAUCUACCUCUGCCUUUAAAAUAUUUUAAAGUUCUGUACCCACUGCCUUUAGAGGAAGGGAAUUUCAAAGACUCAUGGUACUCCCUCAUGGCUGCUUUAAAUGGACGACCUCUUAUUUUAUAACUACUUCUACAUUCUCGUAAACGUCUCGUUAUUUGAUAAUUUGGUAGCUGGUCAGUUGGGCCUAGGUCUUUUGCUUGAGUCAGCAGUUUUUCUUUCGGAGUCUUUUGGUACUGGUUUUCAUCCAUUCAUAGCGGAUGGAUUAUUAAUUACUCAUACGCAAACUCUAACUGUACCUCUUUUAAAUCCAAACCUGGUUACACUUGUUCACAAAUAAGACAGACAUAUCUGGUAAAUAUUGGCAAUGAGGAACAAAUUCUGUGCAUCAACAGUCCACACUACAAGGGUGGAGUGAGGUAGUUUUCUUAUAAUUCUUUUGUGGUUAGAUCAUGUUUGUUUUCAACUGUAAUUAUCCUCAAUUCAGUGGCUGGGGAGUUGGACUUAGGUCUUUCGCUUGAGUGAAAUAUUUUUCUUUCGGAGUGUUUUGUCGCUGAUUUUCACAGCGCAAUAGAGAGAACAGUCUGGCUAGCUUGCAGACUUUUAGAGAUGUAAGUGUUACUGCUCCCUUCGCAGUUUUGUAACAAAAUUGCCACUUAAAUCUAACAGGGGAAGUUGUUCAUUCAACCCAAAAGCUCUGGUGUCAGCUUGUCACACAAAAGUAUCAAUUCCAGCUUCUCAAAGUUACACACUCUUUGGUAACCAAUGAAUGAUCACCACAAUUUUGCUUCAAAUUGUAAAAUUAAAACAGCAGUCCGAACUUCCAUCCUUCAGUUUAUAUCUUCAAAAUAAAAGCAUAAGAACUAACCACAAAAAUAACAUUGUUCACAAAUAAGACAAACUGAUUUGCAAAAAUAUUAUGGUAAAUAUUGGCGAUGAGGAACAAAUUCUGUGCAUUAACAGUCCACACCAUAAGGGUGGAGUAGGGUAGCUUCCUCACAGUUGUUUUGUGGUUUUUACUGAAUGAUCUCUUACAUCAGGUGUCAUUCUGAGAACUGACUUAUCUAGAAUUCAGCUGGGAUCAUUACAAUUGGUGGUGGAAUAGGGCUUCUGAGCCCGGGGCAUGUCUGCUGCAUCCGCAUUUCUUUUUGUUUUUUUUAUCUCUUCUCUCGUUGUUUUACUCUAUUUUGUUUUACUUAUUUCUUGGUGAAGAGCUCGGUUGUAACGACGACAUUGCAAGUGGACCCAGCAGUGCAAACUCGAGUGGGCCCAGCAAUAUGGACAUGAGUAGGCCCAGCAGCACAGACUCGAAAAGGCCCAACAGCGUGGACUCAAGUUGGCCCAACAGCGCGUACUUGAGUAAGCCCAGCAGAGUGGACUCGAAUAGGCCCAACAGCGUGGAAUGGAAUAGGCCCAGCAGCGCAAACUCAUGUAGGCCCAACAACGCAGACUCGAGUAGGCCCAACAAUGCAGACUUGAAUAGGCACAGCAGAGUGGAUUCAAGUUGGCUCAACAGCGCGGAAUAGGUGCAGCAGCGCAAACUCAUGUAGGCCCAGCAACGCAGACUCAAGUAGGCCCAACAACGCAGACUUGAAUAGGCCCAGCAGAGCGGACUCGUGGCUGUGGCAUCAGAGGUGAGUUUUGGUUCCUGGCGGCAUCUGUGUCCAGCGCAGAUUGAUGGAGACAAUGGUGGAGGCAAGUUUGGGCCCAGUAUGAGACCCAGUGGCAUCAGCAGCGGCUGCAUCGGCAAGGUGGGUUGAAGCAGACUCAUGGCGGCAGUGGAGUCAAGUUUGGGCUGGUUCAGUACCUUGCAUUGGUGAGGUCCAGCGAAGACACAUAGUGGUGAUGGCACCAAAGUGUGGUGACUUUCGUUCCAGCAGUAGCGGCGCGGUGAAGGGAACUCAUGCCUGGCCACCAGGCCCAUGGCCCAUGAUGGAGCACUUAACAAGAAGGACUGUAAAGCUUGACACUUCCUUUAUUUCUUCAUUUUGCUGCCUUUGUAUUUUGUUUUGGUUUAUCUUUCUGUGUUUUAAGAUGGUGCCGAAGAAUGGCAACCCUACACAACACUUUUCACUGUAUUUUGGAACAAGAUACAUGUGACAAUAAAUAAAUCAAAUCAAAUCAAUUUCCACAUAGAGAAGACUGAGAGAGACUCUGUCAGAGGCAUGCAAAUCAUUCUGAGUGGAAGUCAGACAGGAACUAAAAACCAUGAAGAUGCUGAUCAUUUUCCUUAUCGUAGGAUCGAUCAGAAGAGCAAAUAAAAACAGUUUUUAAAAAACAUUAAGACAUAUCAACGAAUUUUGCGGUCCCAAUGAGCUGGAGUUGGUCAUUGAUGUCAAAGUUCAGGGUUGACACAGUCAGAGAUGUUAAGAGAACAAUGGAAAAUGAAGAAAUUGUCCAGGCAGGUAGCCUAAGAAGCAGAGAGGUUGUUUAACUAUAUGUAAAAAGAAAGAAGAAUCUGUGAAGAUUCAGCAACUGGAAUAAAAUGGGGUAAAAUGUGAGGCUGUUAAAAAGAAAGAAACAUGGAAUAUUGUUUAAACUGCGAGGCUAUAGAAUGAGGUGGUAUGGAGACAGUCCUUGUACCUAACCAUGAUAAGUUAACAUGCAGAUACAGAUUAAGUAAAAAGGUAAAGUUGCUAUAAUCGUAGCUAGUAUGAAGACCCUUAUGGCAAGAAGCAUUGAUUAUGAUAGGAGGGAAGUCUUGUUGCAACAGUACGGGGCUUGGUGAGACCUCAUUUAAAGUCAUGCAUGCAGUAUGGUCCUCUUAACGAAAGAUACACUCAUCCCCAGGGCACUAUAUACCGGAGGGGUUUCACUCUGUGCCUAACCCAGAACUGAACAGAGACAGGAUUGUUUUCACAAGGUAGGGGUUAAUUAUUCAGGCACACGCCGGUGACAGGAAUCUUUCUCACACAUUAGAAACUUGAUCUCUGUCAAAGAUUUGCAAUUUCCUCUUGUUAGUGUGUACUUGGAAAGUUAUCAUCCUACACAUGAGCAGGGAGCAUGGGUGUGCUGAAUGUAGAAAUGUAUUCUGUUGUUCAAUAUAUUUCUUGCACAUGUCAUUCAUCCUGAUAAACACUGGGACUGUAUAUGAAUGUCAAUUAGUUGUAAGUUUUUCCUUUCAGGAUAAGCUUGAAAAGUCACUGAGUUUCCUGCAGCAACAAAUGGAAGAGGUCUUUCGGAGUCAGAAUGAAGAAGAAACUAACAUGAUCCAGCUCAAGAAAAUGGCGGAGAGCCUGGAGCAGAACAUUGCGGCUGAGUUCACCACAUUGCACCAAUUCCUCAAUGACGAAGAGGAACUGAUGAAAGGGAAGCUGAAGGAGGAUGUGGAGAGACUGUCCAGGCUACUCAGGGAGAACCUGCAAAGAAUUACUGAGAAGCGGGCAUCCAUUGAAUGCACCAUCCUCGAAAUCCAGCAAAGGCUCAAUGUCCAGGAGACAGCCUUCCUCACGGAUGUUAAAUCUCUCAUCGAAAGGUCCUAUGUGAAGUUUAAGAAACCGGCCGAGGUGCCUCUUAACCUGCUCCUUGGCGAAUUUGGCGGACCCCUACAGCUCAUCGUGUGGAGACGGAUGUUAAGUGUCAUCACUCCAGUGCCGGCCGCCCUGACCCUGGAGCCGAACACGGCCCACCCCGAGCUGCUGAUCUCCGAGGACCUGAGGAGCGUGAGGCUGAGCGACACCUGGCAGGAGCUGCCCGACAACCCGGAGCGUUUCGAUGACUGUGUGAGCGUGCUGUCCGCCCACGGCUUCGAGUCCGGCCGCCACUACUGGCAGGUCGAGGUGGGCAACAAGACCAUGUGGGACGUGGGCCUGGCCAAGGAGUCGGUCAACCGGAAGGGCAACAUCAUCCUGUCCCCGGAGGACGGCUUCUGGACCAUCUGGCUGCGGAACGGCAACGAAUACGAGGCGCUGUCCACGCCGUCUUCCUUCCUGUCGCUCCGGGCCAAGCCCAAGACCAUAGGGGUCUUCCUAGACUACGAGAAGGGCCAGGUCUCCUUCUACAAUGCCGAAGACAUGUCUGUCAUCUACACCUUCACCGACACGUUCAACGAGAAACUCUUCCCGUAUUUCAGCCCCGGAGAGAGCGACGGGGGCAAAAAUGCUGAGCCCCUCACCCUCUGUGUGCUCCGGUUAUAGGACUGCCCGGCUGAAGGGAUGGG